Linum trigynum is the source of this 306-nucleotide messenger RNA. NCBI's taxonomy places the organism in Eukaryota, Viridiplantae, Streptophyta, Magnoliopsida, Malpighiales, Linaceae. The record is from the annotation of a GenBank genome assembly.
AUGGCUGACCCAGCUCCAGCUUUUCCUCCGCUAGCGAAUGGUUCAGCUGACCUCGCUGCAGGACCUUCUGCUUCUGGGCCUUCUCGGCCCUUUCCUUUAGGCCGCCUGUCUAGUGGGCCUGGUGUAUCUCCCGGCCCGUGUUCCUCUUCACAGUCGAGCAGCUCCCCUGCUCGUAUGGACUCCCCAGCCGCUUCAUCCUCUACUAACUCCAGCCCGGGCUCCUCAUCUGCUGGUUCGAGUCUCUCUCCUUCCUCGCCGCAUCUACGACGAAGUGAUAGGAAUCGAGUUCCCCUGAAGCAACUAUAA